AUGAAGCUGUUGAACGAUGAUCUGCACGAGUUCUACACUCGAUGGACGUCGGUCUUCGAUCAAGAGGCGGAAAAUCUUGCGAAUCAGGGCCAUACCCAUGAGCAGUACGCGGCCUUCCAGGAGUAUACCUCCAUCAUAGAGAAUCGCCUGCUGGAUUUCUGCUCUCAGGAGGGCUUUCACCAGGAUGCCCAGGGCCUCUUCAACGAGCUGCAGCGCCUGGUGCACAAGGACCAGGAGCAGGUGGAUGCACAGCUGAAGAGGGUGCUAGCGGAAGUGGAGGAGAAGAAGGAGGAGCUCAGAGCGAAAGCAACAGAGCAGGGUGACUCAGAGAAGCCACUCAUCCUCAUCUGCAAGCCAGCAGCUCUCGGGGACUUGAUGCACUCUCUGGUUCAGCAGACCGAGUAUCAGAACUUCAGCGCAUCCAUGCGCUUCCGCGUGGAACAGGACCGCAUGAUGAAGAUGCUCCUUGCCGGGCUCGAAGCCGAAACUCAACAAGGCGCGCUGCCAGCUCCGACUGCGGGUGACUUAGAGGUGGUGGAUGUGGAGGCUGAGCAAAGAGCUCCCCCGCCUCCAGCGAUCGGAACCAUGACUGUGACAGUUCCUGAAGGCUGUGAGGCCGGAUCGCAGCUAAGCUUGACGGCCCCUGAUGGGCAGCAGCUCUCCGUGACCGUGCCCGGUGGUUUGGCUCCAGGAAUGUCCUUCGAGGUUCCAUGCCGCUCGGGAGGCUACGGAGGCGGCUAUACGGUCCCCGCAGUUCCUGCUCCAGGCUAUGCAAAAUCACAGUGA
Messenger RNA from Symbiodinium necroappetens, 786 nucleotides. The record is from the annotation of a GenBank genome assembly. Lineage: Eukaryota; Dinophyceae; Suessiales; Symbiodiniaceae.